AUUCAUAAAAAGAAAAGACUCCGCGAGGAGCAAGUGAGUCAGAACCGAAGCCGGCGACGCGGACCCCACGAAGCAGCCAGCCAGGGCAUGUUCCGAGACUUCGGGGAACCCGGACCGAGCUCCGCGGCCGGCGGUGCGUACGGCGGCCCGGCGCAGCCCCCCACUUCAGGCCAGCAGAAGUUCCACCUCGUGCCAAGUGUCAAUGCUGUGAGUGGCAGCCAGGAGCUGCAGUGGAUGGUGCAGCCUCACUUCCUCGGACCCAGCAGCUACCCCAGGCCUCUGGCCUACCCCCCGUACAGCUCCCCGCAGCCCCGGCCAGGAGUCAUCCGGGCCCUAGGGCCACCUCCAGGGGUGCGACGCCGGCCCUGUGAACAGAUCAGCCCGGAGGAGGAGGAGCGCCGUCGAGUGAGGCGCGAGCGCAAUAAGCUGGCGGCGGCCAAGUGCAGGAACCGGAGGAAGGAACUGACCGACUUCCUGCAGGCGGAGACCGAUAAACUGGAGGACGAGAAGUCCGGUCUGCAGCGAGAGAUUGAGGAGCUGCAGAAGCAGAAGGAGCGCCUGGAGCUGGUGCUCGAAGCCCACCGCCCUAUCUGCAAAAUCCCGGAAGGGGCCACGGAGUGCGACACUGGCGGCGCGGGCGGUACCGGCGGCACCAGCAGCCCCCCAGCACCUUCCCGCCCUGUACCUUGUAUCUCUCUUUCCUCGGGGCCCGUGCUUGAACCCGAAGCAUUGCACACCCCCACGCUCAUGACCACACCCUCCCUGACUCCUUUCACCCCUAGUCCGGUCUUCACCUACCCCAGCACCCCUGAGCCCUGCGCCUCAGCCCAUCGCAGGAGUAGCAGCAGCAGCGGGGACCCAUCCUCUGACCCUCUGGGCUCCCCCACCCUCCUUGCCUUAUGAGGCACCCCAGCCCCCAUACCGGCGGGUGCCACUCUAGCCAAUGUCUCCCCACCCACUGGUCCAGCUGGUCUGGACUGUAUCCCAAGCCCAUCCCAGCAGGCUCUUCUCCAUCCCUCCAGAUGACACUGGGCAUAUUCUGCGUCCUCAGAGAGCCAGCUUGGGGCCACCAAAGCUACCCACUGUUUUUCCAGAGCUGGCUUCUCUAGCACAAUUUGCACUAAAUCAGAAACAAAAUAUUUCCCAUUUGUGCGAGGGAACUCCUGGCAACCAAAAAGGACUUUGUAGAGCCCUCGAGGUCCUCUAGAGCCCCAAGCCCUUCCAGACAGCACCUACAGUCUUCAUCACCCUCUUCCUCUAGUCCACCCAAUCCUGCUCUUGACAGGUGAUACUCUACCAGCCUAGAACACUAAAGAACUCACCCAGCCCCACACUGCCAGCAGCAUCAAGUGAUGGAACCAGGGCAUUCUGCUGGCCCCUCCUGAAUGGCAGGAGAGUGCCAGAGUCUUCUGUGAUGAGCCAACCUGCAGCCCCCCAGCUCGGAGAAGACUUCAGCUCCAGGGAAUCCAAGCCUCCACAAGGAAGGCAGCUGCUAUUUAUUUUCCUACAUAGAGUAUUUUUAUACAAACCUACCAAAAUGGAAUAAAAGGCUUGAAGUUCU
Molecule: messenger RNA, 1561 nt
Organism: Neogale vison (American mink)
Lineage: Eukaryota; Metazoa; Chordata; Mammalia; Carnivora; Mustelidae
Gene: FOSL1
Product: FOS like 1, AP-1 transcription factor subunit
Exons: 4
Coding region: 88-903 (271 amino acids)
Biological process (GO): regulation of transcription by RNA polymerase II
Cellular component (GO): nucleus
Molecular function (GO): RNA polymerase II cis-regulatory region sequence-specific DNA binding; DNA-binding transcription factor activity, RNA polymerase II-specific
Source: RefSeq, a predicted model, not a curated record